Molecule: messenger RNA, 1422 nt
Organism: Spinacia oleracea (spinach)
Lineage: Eukaryota; Viridiplantae; Streptophyta; Magnoliopsida; Caryophyllales; Amaranthaceae
Product: protodermal factor 1
Exons: 3
Coding region: 89-1174 (361 amino acids)
Source: RefSeq, a predicted model, not a curated record
CCCCUUUUUUUCUCUUUAUAUUCUUCACCAUUUUUCUUCAUUUCUCAUCUUCAUAAAACAAUACUUCUCUUUUUUUGAGAGAGAAAAUAUGACAGAAAAAAGGAGUAUGUUUUUGUGGGUGGUUUUGGUGAUGCUUUCCACUAAUAAUCUUGUUAUUCCAGUCAUUUCAAUUACCAAUAAUAAUAACAAUAUUGUUGGUAAUGAAAAAACUUACUAUUCUCCUGCUGACCCAACCCCUUCUUCAGGUCACCAUGGAACUUCCCACAAGCAAAAAUCUCAGCAUCAUGGAUCAUCCGCCUCCACUGGUGGUCAAAGCAACUGCCGUACCCCUCCUUCACCAAGCAGCAGCGGCGGAAGCGGUGGCUACUAUCCUUCACCAACACCAAACCCUCCUAGCAAAGGAGGAAGCGGCGGCGGAGGGUCACACCAUCCACCUAAACACCAUACACCUUCUCAUAACCCUCCUAGUGGUGGAGGUUGCCAAUGCCCUACACCACCAUCAUCCUCACCACCUCCUUCAAGUGGUGGUGGAGGUAGUUAUAAUCCUCCAACGACUCCCGUCAUUGUGACUCCACCAAGUACACCUUUAGUUUCUUCACCUCCUCCUAGCAGUGGUGGUAGUGGUGGCGGUAGCUAUUAUCCUCCAACCCCAAGCAGUCCUUUGGUUUCUUCACCUCCUCCUAGCAGUGGUGGUGGUGGUAGCUAUUAUCCUCCAACCCCAAGCAGUCCGACCACUCCACUGGUUCCGUCGCCGCCUUAUCUUCCGGAUCCAACCACUCCUCCUACGCCUUUUGAUCCUUCCUCUCCACCAUUCCCAUGCACAUACUGGGGAAGUCAUCCAGGGUUGAUAUUUGGAGUGUUAGGGUGGUGGGCAACAGCCGGCGGCGUAUUCGGUGGCGUGACGGCGUUGCCAGGACUAAACACAGGAAGCAGUCUUCAAGAAAUGCUAACAAACCCUAGACAUGAUGGUUAUGGUUCCCUUUAUAGAGAAGGAACUGCCUCUUUCCUUAACUCAAUGGCGUCAAAGGAGUUCGCCUUCUCUACAAAGCAAGUCAAGGAUUCCUUCCUCUCUUCUCUCGACUCCGAUAAGGCUGCCGGUGCUCAAGCUAAGCUCUUCAAGCUUGCUAAUGAGAAGAAGCUCAAGUUUGCUACCACUACUUCUUCCAAACCUUGAUUAAUUAUUAUUAAAGUUCAUGCAAUGACGACAUACUUUUAGUAGUUUUAAUUAUCGUAUUAGUUAAUUAACGAGUGAUUAUUAUUAUUAUUAUUAUUAUUAUGUGUUGUUUUGUUAAUUCGUGAUUAUUGGAAGUAUCUAAGUAAUUUUAUGUGAGACUUGAUCGAUGUUAUUAGCACUAUGAAUCUAUAUAUUAUAUAUGAUGAGUUGGAUGUUUCUAUCAAAAUAUAUGGUACGUUGUUUUUAUA